AUGGCCCAAAUGAUGCAGCCGUACCCCAUGCCGCUGGGCUUCUUCAAGCAAUUCCAUGUCCAACAGCCCGGCGUGACGCUUGAGAUCAAGGAGAAGUCAUUGUCGCUCUCUGGCGACAGCUUUGACAUCUGCAUCGUCCACCCAGACGGCCAGCGCGUGCCCGUCUUCAAGGUCAAGGGCGAGGCCCUGUCCCUCUCGGGCCGCAAGCACAUCUCCGACAUGCAGGGCAACCACCUUUUCGACCUCCGUAAGGAGCACUUGACCAUUCACACAACCUAUUACGCCGAGGAUGCCUCGGGCAACAAGUUCCUCGAGGUUGUCAGCAAGUUUUCGAUCGGCAGCUCAAAGGCGAUAGGCAAGUUCACCAAUGCCUCGGGCAAAGAGGAGCGGCUGCUCAUGAAGGGCGACUUUUUCUCGCGAUCCGCCACCAUCACCGACGAGGCCACCGGCGUGCCCGUUGCCAACAUUGCCCGCAGCUUCGGCGGCAACAUCGGCCGUGAGCUCUUCGCCGGAAAGCAGACAUAUCUCGUCAACAUCGCGCCCAACGUGGACAUGGCGCUCGUCGUCGCCAUGUGCAUUUCCCUGGACGAAAAGAACGAGAAGGGCAAAUAA
Microdochium trichocladiopsis is the source of this 612-nucleotide messenger RNA. RefSeq names its product tubby C-terminal-like domain-containing protein. The record is from RefSeq and is a predicted model, not a curated record. The transcript is spliced from 2 exons. Lineage: Eukaryota; Fungi; Ascomycota; Sordariomycetes; Xylariales; Microdochiaceae. Bases 1 to 612 code for a protein of 203 amino acids.